Molecule: messenger RNA, 2164 nt
Organism: Tarenaya hassleriana
Lineage: Eukaryota; Viridiplantae; Streptophyta; Magnoliopsida; Brassicales; Cleomaceae
Product: dihydrolipoyl dehydrogenase 2, chloroplastic
Exons: 15
Coding region: 133-1848 (571 amino acids)
Cellular component (GO): oxoglutarate dehydrogenase complex; mitochondrion
Molecular function (GO): flavin adenine dinucleotide binding; dihydrolipoyl dehydrogenase (NADH) activity
Source: RefSeq, a predicted model, not a curated record
AUCUCCGCCUCCGUUCGUAUCUCCACUUCGACCGUCUCUCUGCGUAGUACUUGUCAUCUGCAUCGCUUCCAUUUCUCUGCAGAUCUCUCUCUCUCUCUCUCUCUCUCUCUCUCUCUCUCUCUCGCACACACAAUGCAAUCCACACACUCUCUUCAACUCUCUCAGACGGCGUUUCCCAGGUCGAACCGCCAGUUCUGUUCACCUUCUACGCCAAGGAAUCUCCGGUUCUGCGGUCUCCGGCGAGAGGCGUUUGGUUUCUCUCCGUCGAAUCGGUCGGCUUCUUGCCGUUUCCAAGUUCCAAGUAGGAGGCUAGAGGUUUUAGCCGCCGCUUCUUCCGCUUCUGGUAAUGGUGCUCCGCCGAAAUCGUUCGAUUACGACCUGAUCAUCAUCGGAGCUGGAGUUGGCGGCCACGGAGCGGCACUGCACGCCGUCGAGAAGGGACUCAAAACUGCCAUCGUUGAAGGAGAUGUUGUUGGAGGGACUUGCGUUAACAGAGGCUGUGUGCCUUCCAAAGCUCUCCUCGCUGUCAGUGGCAGGAUGAGGGAACUCCAGAGCGAGCAUCACAUGAAGGCCCUUGGUCUGCAGGUUUCGGCUGCCGGGUAUGAUCGGCAGGGAGUGGCAGACCAUGCUAACAACCUGGCUACCAAGAUUCGGAACAAUCUGACCAAUUCAAUGAAGGCGCUUGGAGUUGACAUAUUGACCGGUGUCGGCACGGUUCUGGGCCCUCAAAAGGUUAAAUAUGGCAAAGCCGGUUUCCCUGACAACAUCGUCACUGCAAAAGAUAUAAUCAUUGCCACCGGUUCUGUUCCUUUCGUCCCUAAAGGAAUUGAAGUUGAUGGAAAGACUGUUAUCACAAGCGACCAUGCCCUGAAGUUGGAGACCGUUCCUGAUUGGAUUGCUAUAGUAGGAAGUGGUUACAUUGGCCUUGAGUUCAGCGAUGUUUACACGGCGCUUGGAAGUGAGGUUACUUUUAUUGAAGCUCUGGAUCAGCUAAUGCCUGGAUUUGACCCUGAGAUAGGUAAGCUAGCUCAGAGAGUUCUGAUAAACCCAAGAAAUAUUGACUAUCACACCGGGGUGUUUGCAAGCAAGAUCACUCCAGCAAAGGACGGGAAACCAGUUAUCAUUGAGCUUAUCGAUGCUAAAACCAAGGAACCUAAGGACAAAUUGGAGGUAGAUGCUGCUCUUAUCGCCACCGGAAGAGCCCCGUUCACUAAUGGUCUGGGCCUGGAGAAUGUCAAUGUUGUGACACAGAGAGGUUUUGUUCCAGUUGAUGAGCGGAUGCGCGUGAUUGAUGCAAAUGGAAAUCUGGUUCCAAAUUUAUACUGCAUAGGUGAUGCAAAUGGUAAAAUGAUGCUCGCUCAUGCAGCCAGCGCCCAAGGAAUCUCGGUGGUGGAGCAAGUCACAGGUAGAGAUCACGUGCUUAACCAUCUUAGCAUCCCGGCUGCUUGUUUCACUCAUCCUGAGAUCAGCAUGGUGGGAUUGACAGAGCCUCAAGCGAGAGAGAAAGGUGAGAAGGAGGGGUUUGAAGUAAGUGUUGCCAAGACAAGUUUCAAGGCUAACACAAAGGCUCUGGCCGAGAACGAAGGUGAAGGACUUGCGAAGAUGAUAUACCGGCCUGACAAUGGUGAAAUCCUCGGAGUUCAUAUAUUUGGGUUGCAUGCAGCUGAUCUUAUCCAUGAAGCAUCCAAUGCAAUUGCUCUGGGUACAAGGAUUCAGGACAUAAAAUUCGCGGUUCAUGCGCAUCCGACGCUGUCUGAAGUGAUUGACGAACUGUUCAAAGCGGCCAAGGUGGAAAGUCCGGUGGUGGCGCCCACGAGUACUGUAAGUGAGGAAGUGGCUGCCGUCUGAAACGCCUUUGGAGGAUUUUUUGUGGAAGGUGUUUGGUUGUAACAGAGAGAAGAAGGAAUAAGCAGAAAAAGAGAUCGAUGGGAGAAUGAGGAGGGGCUUGCCUUGCAGGGCCUCUGAAGGUGUAUUUCGUCCACCCAAGUUGAACGAUUUCUUUGAACAUGUUUCUCUGUGUUUCUGUUUCUUUCUUUCUUCUUUUAAAGGGAGAUUCAACUACCGUACCAAGAGUCCAUUCACUUUGCAGUUGUCAGAAGAAAUGUUUUUUUGUCGCAUUUUUUACAUAUUUGUGAGAGACAAUUAUAACCCGUCGGUGUGUCCA